AUGUGUGAGCGUCGGAUAAAUCCUGCACGUGACCGGAAGUAUACGUACGUCUAUUGUAAUGUCGACUUCAUCCGCAAGGGAGGUGCAAGACGAGGGGCUGGUCGUUGGAAAAUACAAGUAGACGCAGAAUGCAAAAUAGUAAGACUGGAACGAUCUACUUACGACAGACUCCUCGCUUUGAGAGAUCGCCUACGCUUUCCCAGUUUCAACUCGCUUGCCGAAUUUCUUUUGAGGCGCGUACUCAACUGCAGCUGUCAGCCAUUGUCCACUUGUCUACCGGAGCCUAAUGCGAUUGGUGACGAUUCAGCAACAUUGGAGACUAUAGCUUCCCAUUCUAGAGAACGUACAGACCAGUCUGACUGUUCGAUAGCUGCAGAUCUUCGUGAUUUAGACACAUCUGUCAGACACGUAGCAGAAAUGAUUUCUACUCCUGUACGGUCAGGCAAACUCAGUUCAAGAAGACCUUUGUUUCCAUCUACACUUAGUCCAGUAAACUCUGCAAACUCUCCAUGUCCCUCUGUGAAUUGUUCAUCAGGUUCUGAAACAGAUGAUGAGAGUAAUGAAGAUCAAGAACCUAGAAGAACGGCUGACUUGAAGACUUUACUGACUACACUAGAUGAAUCUGACCAGUCAUCUGAAGAUGAAUACCGAUAUGAAAGUGACACUGAUUGUACUUCUGAUGAUGUUGAUGAGCUUGAUGCCAGUUAUCUGGAUGACAUAACCUUGUCCCCAAGCACUCACCAUGCUUCAUCACAUGACAUUGUCGAUGUCACAACCUCACCUGUCGGAAGCAAGGAAGUUCUGGAUGAUCAGUUGACUGUAAAGGACAUGAUUAUCCCAACUGUAAGAGUGUUUGUUAGAGAGGAUGCAUGUAAAUUGCUUAUAGUGUCAUUCUGA
Molecule: messenger RNA, 897 nt
Organism: Corticium candelabrum
Lineage: Eukaryota; Metazoa; Porifera; Homoscleromorpha; Homosclerophorida; Plakinidae
Exons: 7
Coding region: 1-897 (298 amino acids)
Source: RefSeq, a predicted model, not a curated record